Messenger RNA from Prunus armeniaca (apricot), 1374 nucleotides. NCBI's taxonomy places the organism in Eukaryota, Viridiplantae, Streptophyta, Magnoliopsida, Rosales, Rosaceae. The record is from the annotation of a GenBank genome assembly.
AUGCCCGGGAAUGAGAAACCUCUGGCUGCUAUCAUAGAAGGAAGGUGGUAUGCUGUCGGGAAAAGUGGCAGACCAACUAUGGAAUUAACCAGAACCCAGAAGAGGAGGGUUCAAAGGCAAUACUGCAUGUUCCUCAAGAACAAAAGUGAUGCACAGGCACCUUCGGAGACCACUUCCGGCAGAAAAUGGAAAGAUCCUGAAAUACUUUCCCAGGCAGAACAAGUAAUCCAGCCACAGAAAAUGUUGAAAGCUGGAUCUCCAGUUAAGCCUUCUAUCCAUCUUGCUUCAUCCUCAGACAAUCAAUUUAAACCUUCACAGAUACAAGGAGAAUCUGAACCUAUUCCAAUAGAAGGGCCAGAAGACUGGACUGAGGGAAAUGAAGAGGAGCAGCUAAAUUAUGAGCCAUCUGCAGAUGACCAGAAUGCACUCCUCGAAACAGGAGAACAGGAAGACUGGACAGAAGGAUUCGGGGAGGAACACAUGGAAUAUGAUGGGGAAUUAGAUGCAGAAAUCGAAGCUUUUGGUGCAGAAUUGGAAAACCUGUUGCAGGGUGAUUUGGGCAUCAACAUGGUGUUCAUUCUGCCAGAAAAGUUCAGAGCUGUAGAAGGACAAGAAAGCACUCUGGAGAGGGAUGUUUUCUCCCAGGAAAGUUUCGAAUGCAGGUUGGCAGAGGCAGAAGAGAUACCAGAACAGCAAGCAGGCAAUCCCAGGACGGAAGGAACUGACAACAAGCUGGCUGCAAACCAGCUUUGCUUCUCCAAGCCAACCAAAAAGAUGGCAAACCACCUCAGACCCUUGUUUGUAACAGCAAACUUUGGGGGUGUUCUUAUUCCCAAAAUCAUGGUAGAUGGAGGUGCAGCCAUCAAUCUUCUGCCUCACAGAAUGCUGAGUAAAAUGGGCAGAACAGAGAAAGACUUGAUCCCAACACGCUUAACCGUCACCAACUUUGCAAGGGGCAUCACCAAAACUCAUGGGAUCCUAGAUGUGGAUGUCAUAGUUGGAAGCAAAAAGCUGAAGGUUGCAUUCUUUGUGGUAGACACCACUUCCACCACAUAUAAUGCACUACUUGGCAGGGACUGGAUUCACCAGAGUCUGUGUGUUCCCUCCACUUUUCACCAGCAAUUAGCUCUGUGGAAUGAAAAAGGUUACAUGGAGAUAGUAGAGGCCGAUCCACGACCAUUUCUGCAUUCUGCCAUGUGUUUUAAGGCAAGGUACUACCAUGAUGACCUUGGUCCUUUCACUUUCCUUGAAGUCAACCAGAACGGCUGUCCCUAUGGUGUCACGGCCCAGAGGCUCAUUGAAGAUAGUCUAGCUAGUUCCUUAGAAGACUGGAAUAGACAUUUUGUUCUAAACCUCCAGAACUUUUAUGUUUAG